Mesorhabditis belari is the source of this 930-nucleotide messenger RNA. NCBI's taxonomy places the organism in Eukaryota, Metazoa, Nematoda, Chromadorea, Rhabditida, Rhabditidae. The record is from the annotation of a GenBank genome assembly.
AUGCCAAAUUUUGCACUUCAUUUACUCUCACUUUUGAUUUUCAUUCAUUCAUGCAACUCUCAAUUACUUGAAGUCUUUGGGAUCUCGACGGGCAAUACUGGCACAAAGGAAAGACAACCGUUUCAAGAUAUUGCAAGUCAAUCCGUUGGUUUGAUUAAUUACUUGAAGACAAUCCAGAACAAUCCAGAUAAUGAAUUGUAUAAAAGAUUGCAACAACCAUUACCGCAAGUGAACUUUGUGAAUGGUCUCCCAGUCAUUCCGGGAGUUCUCGGAUCGCUGCCUGGAGCUGGGGCUUGUCUUCCAAAAGGAGCUCCAUUAGUAAGACAAAGAUCACCCAGUUUCUUCCAAAACAUUAUUCGAAACAUUCCCGGUGCUCAUGAUUAUCUCUCCUCGUUUCUUCCAUCACCAAAAGUCGAUGUCGAUUCUUUGUUUGGGAAUUAUCAUUGGGCAAUCGACACUCCAUCAGUUCACAAUCGUUUCUGUUCAAUGACUGAAUUGGCCCCAUCAGCGAAACGAGGGAAUUCAUCGGCUUUCACGGUAGCUGAGAAGUUUCGCACAAAAAGUGAAAAUGGAGGCGAGAAGGUGGCUUUGGGCUAUGGAAUCAUCAACAAUGGAAACACUUAUGUCUACUUUCAAGAUGAUCCUUGCCCAUAUCAAAUAGUCAUUGUUGGCCCAAAGCAUUCAACUGGUCAGUAUGAGUAUGUUGUGCUAUCAAAUUGGGCACGAUUCCCAGUGAUUGCAAUGGCUAGAGAUAUACGAGUUUUCUACAAAUUGUACAAGGAUAAAUUGGAGGAUAAGUUGACAAGCGAGGGAUUCUCGACGGAAUAUGCUGGCCUAUCAACUGGUCAUCUCUCUUAUGUUGAUUGGUCACAUUGUCGGCCGGCCACCCCAAUCUCGUACAUUCGGAAUGUUUUAACAGAACUCUUUGGU